Molecule: messenger RNA, 3192 nt
Organism: Emys orbicularis (European pond turtle)
Lineage: Eukaryota; Metazoa; Chordata; Testudines; Emydidae
Gene: SRGAP1
Product: SLIT-ROBO Rho GTPase activating protein 1
Exons: 22
Coding region: 1-3192 (1063 amino acids)
Biological process (GO): signal transduction; negative regulation of cell migration
Cellular component (GO): cytoplasm
Molecular function (GO): protein binding
Source: RefSeq, a predicted model, not a curated record
AUGUCCACACCAAGCAGAUUCAAAAAGGACAAAGAGAUUAUAGCGGAGUAUGAAAGUCAAGUGAAAGAGAUUCGCGCUCAACUGAUAGAGCAGCAGAAAUGUCUGGAGCAGCAAACUGAAAUGAGGGUGCAGCUUCUUCAGGACCUUCAGGAUUUUUUCCGCAAGAAAGCAGAAAUAGAGACGGAAUAUUCCCGCAAUCUAGAAAAAUUAGCAGAAAGGUUCAUGGCAAAAACAAGAAGUACAAAGGACCAUCAACAGUACAAGAAAGACCAGAAUCUCUUAUCUCCAGUGAAUUGUUGGUACUUACUCCUAAACCAAGUGAGAAGAGAAAGCAAAGACCAUGCAACUUUGAGCGAUAUCUAUCUGAACAACGUUAUCAUGCGCUUCAUGCAGAUAAGUGAGGAUUCCACCAGGAUGUUCAAAAAGAGCAAAGAGAUUGCAUUCCAGCUUCAUGAAGAUUUGAUGAAAGUUCUAAAUGAGCUUUAUACGGUCAUGAAAACAUACCAUAUGUAUCAUGCAGAGAGCAUCAGUGCAGAAAGCAAGCUGAAGGAAGCAGAGAAGCAAGAAGAAAGACAGAUUGGGAGGUCAGGAGACCCUGUCUUUCAUAUUCGACUAGAGGAGAGGCACCAGAGGAGGAGUUCUGUGAAGAAGAUUGAGAAAAUGAAGGAAAAACGUCAAGCAAAAUACUCUGAAAAUAAGCUGAAAUCUAUUAAAGCCCGAAAUGAGUACCUACUAACCCUUGAAGCAACCAACGCUUCUGUUUUCAAGUAUUAUAUUCAUGACCUUUCAGAUUUAAUUGAUUGUUCCGAUCUUGGAUACCAUGCAAGUCUGAACAGAGCCCUAAGAACAUAUCUCUCUGCGGAAUAUAACCUUGAAACCUCUAGACAUGAGGGCCUAGACAUCAUUGAGAAUGCUGUUGACAGCUUGGAGCCACGAAGUGACAAGCAGAGAUUCAUGGAGAUGUACCCCACUGCCUUUUGUCCGCCAAUGAAAUUUGAGUUCCAGUCUCAUAUGGGUGAUGAGGUUUGUCAGGUCAGUGCCCAGCAACCGGUACAAGCAGAGCUUAUGCUCAGGUAUCAACAGCUACAGUCACGACUGGCCACACUCAAAAUUGAAAAUGAAGAGGUUAAGAAAACGACAGAAGCUACUUUGCAGACAAUACAAGACAUGGUCACCAUUGAGGACUAUGACGUGUCAGAAUGUUUCCAGCACAGUCGUUCUACAGAGUCUGUGAAGUCAACAGUCUCUGAGACGUACAUGAGUAAGCCCAGCAUUGCAAAAAGAAGAGCUAACCAGCAGGAGACUGAGCAGUUCUAUUUCAUGAAAUUCAGAGAAUUCCUGGAAGGGAGUAAUCUCAUCACAAAGCUGCAAGCAAAACAUGACUUACUGCACAGGACACUUGGAGAAGGUCACAGAGCUGAAUACAUGACCACAAGCCGAGGACGAAGGAACUCUCACACCAGACACCAGGAUUCAGGACAAGUCAUUCCCCUCAUAGUGGAAAGCUGUAUCAGAUUUAUCAACUUAUAUGGUCUUCAGCAUCAGGGAAUUUUCAGAGUGUCUGGUUCCCAGGUGGAAGUCAAUGAUAUUAAAAAUUCAUUUGAGAGAGGUGAAAAUCCUUUGGCAGAUGACCAAAGUAACCAUGACAUUAACUCAGUUGCUGGAGUACUGAAGCUCUAUUUCCGAGGGCUGGAAAAUCCUGUCUUUCCUAAGGAAAGAUUUAAUGAUCUUAUUUCCUGUGUCAGAAUAGAUAAUCUCUAUGAGAGGGCUCUUCACAUCCGCAAACUCCUCCUGACUUUACCCAGGUCUGUCCUUAUAGUGAUGAGAUACCUAUUUGCCUUCCUUAACCACCUUUCUCAGUACAGUGAUGAGAACAUGAUGGAUCCUUAUAACUUGGCCAUAUGUUUUGGCCCAACACUGAUGCCUGUUCCAGACAUACAAGACCAGGUGUCAUGUCAAGCUCAUGUGAAUGAAAUAAUCAAAACGAUCAUCAUCCAUCAUGAGGCUAUUUUCCCAGAUGCUAAAGAGCUAGAUGGCCCUGUUUAUGAAAAAUGUAUGGCUGGAGAUGACUACUGUGAUAGCCCUUAUAGUGAACAUGGUACACUAGAGGAAGUGGACCAGGAUGCCAGUACAGAGCCCCACACCAGUGAAGAUGAAGGUGAGCCUAUAGAAGCGAUAGCCAAGUUUGACUACAUUGGAAGAUCUGCACGAGAACUCUCCUUCAAAAAAGGAGCCUCCCUGCUUUUAUAUCAUCGAGCAUCUGAAGACUGGUGGGAAGGAAGGCAUAAUGGAAUUGAUGGCCUAGUACCUCACCAAUAUAUAGUGGUGCAGGAUAUGGAUGAUACCUUCUCAGAUACGUUGAGCCAAAAAGCAGACAGUGAAGCCAGCAGUGGGCCAAUAACUGAGGACAAGUCCUCAUCCAAGGAUAUGAACUCCCCAACUGAUCGUCAUCCUGACAUAUAUUUAGGAAGGCAAAGAAAGAGAUCAGAACCACCUCCUCUAAGACGCCCAGGCAGGACCAGUGAUGGCCAUUGCCCAGUACAUCCACCACACACACUCACCAACUCAUCAGUGGAGCUAGGUUCCCCCAACAUGGCAAGUCAUUGCAGUCCUCGAGCCCUUCUUCACAAUCGCAACCUCAACGCAGACAGCCCCGAAAGACGACGUAGACCUGGGCAUGGCAGCCUCACCAACAUUAGUAGGCAUGAUUCACUAAAGAAGACUGAUAGUCCUCCAAUUAGAAGAUCUACAUCAUCUGGUCAAUACCCAGGUUUCAAUGACCAUAAGCCACUGGACCCAGAGUCAAUAGCUCAGGAUAUUGAAGAGACAAUGAACACCGCUCUGAAUGAACUCCGUGAGUUGGAACGUCAGAGCUCUGCGAAACACGCCCCCGACGUGGUGCUGGAUACAUUGGAACAAAUGAAAAACUCACCCAGCCUGGCCACCUCCACAGAAUCACUAAGCCCUCUCCAUAGUGUAGUGCUAAGGAGCACUGAGCCUCAGAUUCGACGUAGCACUAGUUCUUCCAGUGAUACCAUGAGUACUUUCAAGCCCAUGGUGGCCCCCAGAAUGGGAGUGCAGCUAAAACCCCCAGCUCUGAGGCCAAAACCCAUUGUUCUUCCAAAAACAAAUCCUACCAUAGGACCUUCCCCUCCUUCCCAAGGUCCAACAGACAAAUCUUGCACAAUGUAA